AGGGGCGGGGGUGAGCCCUCUUGGCCGCGCUCGGGGCCCGCCGCGAAGGUGUCAUGGCAGCUGCGGAGCAUAGUUCCUCAAGCAGCGGCGAGAGGAACCUGGAGCGCAGCUCCAGCCCCCUGCUCACCCGCGAGGUGCUCUGCGAACUCUUUCGUUCCCUGCACACCCUGACUGGCCAGCUUAACCUCAGAGAUGAUGUGGUGAAAAUUACAAUCGAUUGGAACAGGCUUCAGAGCCUCUCAGCAUCCCAGCCUGCAUUGCUCCUUACGGCACUUGAACAACACGUUUUGUAUUUACAGCCUUUUUUAGCAAAACUCCAGUCUUUAAUUAAAGAGAAUCCAACCGCUGUUGAAGAGAUAAGACAGACAGAAACAGAGACCAAGAGUGAACUAAAUGCUAAGCAUCCCAUUGAGGACCUACGAGAUGAAGGACAGCUCAAGGACUGUGACUUAGAUGUGAAAAAGACACAAAUCCAUUUUGAUCCAGAAGUAGUUCAAAUAAAGGCUGGGAAAGCAGAAAUUGAGAGACGAAUAUCUGCGUUCAUUGAAAGAAAACAAGCUGAAAUCAAUGAAAACAACGUCAGGGAAUUUUGCAAUGUUAUUGAUUGUAAUCAAGAAAAUAGUUGUGCAAGAACUGAUGCCGUCUUUACUCCUUAUCCUGGAUUUAAAAGUCACGUAAAGGUUUCUAGAGUUGUGAAUACAUAUGGACCACAGACUAGACCUGAAGGAAUUCCGGGGUCAGGUCACAAACCUAUCAGCAUGCUUCGAGACUGUGGCAAUCAGGCUGUGGAAGAGCGACUCCAGAACAUUGAGGCUCACCUGCGAUUGCAGACAGGUGGUCCAGUACCAAGAGACAUUUAUCAGAGAAUUAAAAAGCUUGAAGAUAAAAUCCUUGAAUUGGAAGGCAUCUCUCCUGAAUACUUUCAAUCUGUGAACUUCUCUGGGAAAAGAAGAAAAGUUCAACCCCCUCAACAGAACUAUUCACUGGCUGAACUGGAUGAGAAAAUCAGUGCCCUCAAACGAUCCCUGCUCAGAAAAUCAAGAGAAACAGACUCCGUGACAACUCACCACCUUCCGUGAGGACUGCCUCAUCACGUUGCUUUCCUUUAAGAUGCGUGUGCAUGUAACUUACAUGUUUACUUAUUUGCAGUGUAUUUAUCAACAUGAACUUUACUGUGAAGUCAAGGUUUAUUUUCACCUGAGUCUGACUUGCAGCAAAUAAUCUAGUAUUCCAGUGUUUGGAAGUGAUGUGAACCUUGAAAAUAGCAUUUUUGGAGUUGAUUUCCUUCUGUUUUAAAGGAGGCAUUUUCAAUAUUGAAAAACUUAAUUUGAAAGAACUUCUUUUGAUGGUCCACCAGAGAUUAUUAUUUUGAUAGUGGUAUUUAAAAGGACUUUAUAUUUGUAAUAUUGAAUAACCAGUUUCUUAGUUUAUAUUAAUAUUUUGUAUAUUGUUGGCAAUUAUCAAACAUUUAUUGACAAAUGCGUGUAUAUGAACUUUUUUCCAUGUCUUUCUUAUUGUAAAUAAACAGUUGAUCAACUUUA
Molecule: messenger RNA, 1541 nt
Organism: Mesocricetus auratus (golden hamster)
Lineage: Eukaryota; Metazoa; Chordata; Mammalia; Rodentia; Cricetidae
Gene: Mbip
Product: MAP3K12 binding inhibitory protein 1
Exons: 9
Coding region: 54-1079 (341 amino acids)
Cellular component (GO): cytosol
Source: RefSeq, a predicted model, not a curated record